Eucalyptus grandis is the source of this 791-nucleotide messenger RNA. Its product is annotated as nucleoside diphosphate kinase 1. Bases 107 to 553 code for a protein of 148 amino acids. Gene Ontology annotation, biological process: UTP biosynthetic process; GTP biosynthetic process; CTP biosynthetic process. NCBI's taxonomy places the organism in Eukaryota, Viridiplantae, Streptophyta, Magnoliopsida, Myrtales, Myrtaceae. The transcript has 4 exons. Gene Ontology annotation, molecular function: nucleoside diphosphate kinase activity. The record is from RefSeq and is a predicted model, not a curated record.
CAUCUUAUAAAAACCAAAGCCCGAGUCGUCUUCCUCCCACUCCUCCCGACCAUCUCAGCUCGCUCUCUGUCUCCUCGCGUCUCUUCGCUUGUACACGCCGUGAAAGAUGGAGCAAACGUUCAUCAUGAUCAAGCCCGAUGGCGUCCAGAGAGGCCUCGUCGGUGAAAUCAUCAGCAGGUUCGAGAAGAAAGGGUUCUCCUUGAAAGGUCUGAAGCUCGUUAGUGUGGAUCGUCCUUUUGCCGAGAAGCAUUAUGCUGACCUCUCUGCAAAGCCUUUCUUCAGUGGCCUGGUUGAUUAUAUCAUCUCUGGUCCUGUCGUUGCUAUGGUUUGGGAGGGCAAAGGUGUUGUGACAACCGGAAGGAAGAUUAUUGGAGCCACCAACCCUGCAGAAUCUGCUCCUGGAACCAUCCGUGGUGAUUAUGCCAUUGACAUUGGCAGGAAUGUCAUCCACGGAAGCGACUCGGUCGAGAGCGCAAGGAAGGAAAUUGCGCUGUGGUUUCCUGAGGGCACUGUGAGCUGGCAAAGCAGCGCUCACUCCUGGAUCUACGAGUAGAUUUGCAAGGGCUGUGAUUGUGUUUUCUGCUCGUCCAAUUUAGUUUAAUGUAUUAUCGACUGUUGAGCUUUUGAUCUACUUUGUCGUAAGUGUCCCGUAUUAUCUAUGAGUAGAUUUGCGAUAUGAUUGUGUUUGCUGCUCGUCUAAUUUAGUUAAUGUAGCAUCGACUGCGGAUGGAAUUUGAACGAUAUAUGAUGAUUUUUGAUAGAUGUCUGGUGGCAAUUCUAGUUGAGUCUCA